This is a messenger RNA of Enterobius vermicularis (human pinworm), 1536 nucleotides long. Lineage: Eukaryota; Metazoa; Nematoda; Chromadorea; Rhabditida; Oxyuridae. The record is from the annotation of a GenBank genome assembly.
AUGGAUGUUGGGGAAUGUAAACCAUUAGUGAUAAAUGACCAGACAAAGGAUCGUGGGACGCGACUUUUGCGGACACCAAAAGCUGGACAUCAUCGAUUUAAUCGAUUCAGGAAUCGUCUAGUGCAAAAAUGUGGCUUCUGCAACAUUUCUUUGGUUAAUGUGCCGAAACAGAGGCGAAAAUAUUUUAGAGAUAUUUUUACAACAGUCAUUGAAUUGAAAUGGCGAUGGUCAAUGUUUUUUUUUACCCUUUCAUUUCUGUUGUCCUGGACAUUUUUCUACUGUAUCUACUACGUUAUCAUUGCUACGCAUGGUGAUUUCGAGCAAGCGAACAACGCCAGUUGGAAGCCGUGUGUUGCAAAUGGAUAUACAAAAGGCAACGUAUUUCUGUUUUCAUUUACUACACAGACAACUGUUGGUUACGGUUACAGAUACCCGACAACUGAAUGUCCUAUGUUGGUGGUGAUCAUGUGUAUUCAAUUCAUGGUCGGAGUAAUUUGUCAGACGUUGAUGGCUGGUGUUAUAUUUGCAAAACUUGCUCGUCCAAUUAAACGUGCUGCAACAAUCCUAUUUAGUAAAAAUGCUGUAAUUUGUAUGAGAGACGGCAAACUGUGUUUACUGUUUCGGGUCGGUGAUAUGCGGAAGAGUUCAUUGGCUGAGGCACAUGUGCGCUUACAGAUGAUCAAAAAAUGUUUGACAUAUGAAGGCGAACUGAUACCGUUCCAUCAGUUCGAUAUGGAUGUUGGGUAUGACGAUGGACUUGAUCGAGUUUUUGUUAUAUGGCCAAUUACAAUAUGUCAUGAGAUCGAUGAAGAUAGUCCACUGUACGAAAUUAGUAAGGAAACGUUAGAAACUGCAAAAUUUGAGAUUAUUGCAAUUCUUGAAGGUGUCGUCGAAACUGUCGGAUCUACCACCCAAGCUCGUACCAGCUAUUUACCCAGCGAAAUUUUAUGGGGUAAACGUUUUGAAAAACUUGUAACCUAUCAACGCGAUAAUGGCGAAUACCGUAUCGAUUUUGGCAAAUUCCAUAAUGUUUAUGACGUCGACACACCAACCUGUUCAGCGAAAGAACUUGAUGAAAUGCGACUCUUAACCAACAACGAAUCUGUUACUGGUUUUGAAAACUUCCCUACACUUUUAAAAAUCAUGAGUAAAUUAAAUACUGAUGACAGUAAACGUGGUAAAUACAUUAUUCUGUCAACCUCAGCACUGAGCAUGAUUUCUGAUCAUCUAUUAAAGGCUGCCGGCUUGAAUCCUGAGCGAGGUUAUCAAUUUAUCCCAAUAGCUGAUCGACAAAACGACAGUAUAACAACAUCGGUCAAAGUGAAACGUGACAGACAAACUCAAAGAUUGGCAGUAGUUUCGCCAGAGAAGAGUAAUAUUCCAAACAGAAUAAAAAUUGAAUCGGACGACGAAGACGAAGGGCAAGGCACAAUUACGGUAAACGUCGGCCUCAAGCACAAAAAAUCUCUUGUCCACCAGCCGAGUCCAAUUCUUGGACGUAAAGUUUCAGUAAGACGAGAACCUGAUCUUUUCUAA